AUGAUUGUGCUAAACGAGGAAAACUUCCCCAAUCUAGAAUCAAAUGACAACGAAUGGAAAAUUCAGCGAAGGAAGUACCGCUGUAAAAGGCCAGGCCUUUCACAUAGCAUAGACCCUGCUUCUAGUAACACUAGUGUGUCUGAUCGCAAAGGCUGUGGCUCCGGGCAAGAUCGUGACUCAGACCAAGUGUUAAAGACUCCAACACGGGGAUUGAACUGCCUUGAUGUUGUUGCCACUUCUCUUGAAUCAUGGGAGUAUGUUGUGUCGACCUUGGACCCUGUCAUCGCCGACCAUUGUCCGGUGGUGCUUAGUGUGUUUCUUCAGCCUGGGGUAAGUGACGCCAACAUCUUACAAUGGACCAGUAAAUAUAAGCGCACUAGGCGCAUCAUUAAAACUGAAAGCUUACCUGAAUUUAAGUCUACCUUGUCAACAGUUGACUGGAGUGAUGUGCUUCUUAAAAACGAUCCGGAAUCGGGGUUUGACUCUUUUUUUGACAUAUUUAGGUACAUCUUUGAUAAUGUUUUCCCUGUAAAAAAUGUAUCAGCUAGUAACACCAGACUGUUGGCAUGUAAAAGUAAACCGAGAUACAGUGAUAAGUCCUGGUAUACUGAUGAACUGGCAAACUUGAGGAAAUUAAUGAUUUCACUCCAUGAUAGAUACAGGACGUGUGUUUGCACAAUUGAAAAGACUAGGUUCCACACCCUCUAUCUCAGGGCCAAGAGGCUCUAUAGAGUCCAGGUAGAUCUGGCUAAAAAGGAAGCGAAUAUGGCUGCAAUAAUUACAGCGAAAAAUUCAUGCAAGGCGGCUUGGGGCCUAGUGAACCAGGUCCAGAAACGUAAGCCAGAUAUGAAAUGUGCAGCUAGCCCUGACGAAUUUAAUGCUUUCCUCCUCGGUGAGGUUGAUAGAAUUGUAAAAUCUUUUGACUCUCCGACCGAUGACUCUGUGCCUCUGCUCUCUCCUAACUUGUCUAGGCCAACUGUCAGUACGUUCACGAGAUGGCGCAAUGUGACACCCGAUGAAGUUAUGAAAAUUAUUAACAACUUUAAAAACUCCCAUAGCCCUGAUGUGCAUGGAAUGACUGUCACCAUCUUGAAAUAUGUAUCGGAAGUAAUAGCCAUACCUCUAGCAAAAACUAUUAAUGCAUGUUUACAGAGCGGAGUCUUUCCCAAUUCACUGAAGGUGUCAAGAACGGUCCCGGUCUUUAAGAAGGGUGAUCCAGCAUCUAUCAGCAGUUAUAGGCCCAUCUCAGUAAUUCCAGUUAUUGCAAAGGUGUUCGAGACUAUUAUGAAGAGGCAACUAGUGGACUACUUGGAGCGCAACUCUCUACUUGCGAGUUCCCAGCAUGGGUUCAGGCGUGGUCGCUCGACUAUCUCAGCUGUCUCUGAGCUGAUAGGGGAGGUCCUAGAUACAUUUGAGGAUAAGGGCUCUGCUGCUUUGGUCCUUGCAGAUCUCAGCAAAGCCUUUGACACCGUCAACCAUAAGAUGCUACUACAAAAAUUAGAAAAUCUUGGGAUCCGUGGCAGUGUAUUUGAUGCCUUCAGGUCGUAUCAGUCAUUACUACAAUCAUUAAAGGGAGAAAAUCAGUGA
Macrosteles quadrilineatus (aster leafhopper) is the source of this 1587-nucleotide messenger RNA. RefSeq lists its product as uncharacterized. The transcript has 2 exons. The record is from RefSeq and is a predicted model, not a curated record. Lineage: Eukaryota; Metazoa; Arthropoda; Insecta; Hemiptera; Cicadellidae. The coding region runs from base 1 to 1587 and encodes 528 amino acids.